Acomys russatus (golden spiny mouse) is the source of this 1308-nucleotide messenger RNA. It is a transcript of the gene Spata22, whose product is annotated as spermatogenesis associated 22. Gene Ontology annotation, biological process: regulation of meiotic cell cycle; homologous chromosome pairing at meiosis; gamete generation. Bases 1 to 1086 code for a protein of 361 amino acids. Lineage: Eukaryota; Metazoa; Chordata; Mammalia; Rodentia; Muridae. The record is from RefSeq and is a predicted model, not a curated record. The transcript has 8 exons.
AUGAAGAGAAACCUAAAUGAAAAUUCAGCUCGAAGUACAGCAGGCUGUUUGCCUGUGCCGUUGUUCAAUCAGAAAAAGAGGAACAGACAACCUUUAACUUCUAAUCCACUUCAGAAUGAUCCAGGUAUCAGUACUGUUUCAGACAUUUACAGUUCUCCUCCUCUACCAACAGAUUGGGCAUGGGAAGCGGUGAAUCCAGAUGCGACUCCUUUAAAGAAAACAGUGAAUACAGGGCAAAUGCCAGCUUCUGCUUCUUAUCCUCUGAGGUGUCAAGAUUCUGCGUCCAAAUCUAUUCAGCCAAAUCCUGAAAGAAGCCAAAGUGCUUGGGGCUACAGAGGUGACAACAGAAAUGCCAGCUUGAGAACUUGGGAUAAAAAUGAUUUCCGACCGCAGCGUAAAACAGCAAGCCCAGCAGCAAACAGUGAAUUCAGUUCUUGCCCAAUGAAUUUGGGAGCUCAACAACACAGACAAUUAGGAACACCUGAAUUUCCUAACUUACCUGGACACAAAGAAACUGAAGCACUCAGACAAACACGUUUAUUGAAACUGCCUGGCUCUACAGUGAAAGGCCCGGACAGAACCAGUGCACUGCAGGCAUUUAAGCAGAGUUUUCAACAAAGUCCAUUUAAGAAAACAGUGUUGGAUGACAUUCAAGGAGAAAACUCUCUGAAGGAAGCCCCCCUGCAUCAGUUAAAGGAAAAAGAUAAUUCUUUAAGAAUUAUUUCUGCAGUCAUUGAAAGCAUGAAGUAUUGGCGUGCCCAAGUGCAGAAAACGGUUCUUCUUUUUGAAGUAUUGGGUGUCCUGGAUUCAGCUGUCACGCCUGGCCCACAUUAUUCAAAGACUUUUCUAAUGAGAGAUGGGAAAAAUGUUCUUCCAUGUGUGUUUUAUGAAAUUGAUCGUGAACUUCCGAGACUGAUUAGAGGCCGAGUUCACAGGUGUGUUGGACACUAUGACCCAGACAAGAACAUUUUCAAGUGUGUUUCUGUCAGACCAGCAUCUGCUUCUGAACAAAAGACUUUCCAAGCAUUUGUUACAAUUGCGGAUGCUGAGAUGAAGUAUCAUACUAAAGUAAUGAAUGAACUGUAAAUAGUGACAAAGAGAGUUACACAGUUGCUUCUGUAUAACUUGUAGUUUGCUAGUUAUAAACAGAAACAUUUGUUGUUAAUAAUUUACCACUUGCAUGGUUUUAUCACUCUUGUUUUUCUCUAUUUCACUUCUUUUUCUGAAAAUAAAACUUUUCGUAUAGAUUUUACCAAAACAGGAUAGCUAGAUUUUAAAAAAUUUUGUAAUUUGAUUGAGCCAGGCUUU